Messenger RNA from Tarenaya hassleriana, 794 nucleotides. Its product is annotated as ubiquitin-conjugating enzyme E2 variant 1D-like. The record is from RefSeq and is a predicted model, not a curated record. The transcript is spliced from 4 exons. Bases 132 to 572 code for a protein of 146 amino acids. Gene Ontology annotation, biological process: protein K63-linked ubiquitination; DNA damage tolerance. Gene Ontology annotation, cellular component: nucleus. NCBI's taxonomy places the organism in Eukaryota, Viridiplantae, Streptophyta, Magnoliopsida, Brassicales, Cleomaceae.
GCAGCGAGUUGUUCAUCCCUCGAGAACGCCUUCCCGUUUCCCCCCUUUCGUUUAUUGUCUCGCCAUUUUUCCACCUUCGUCGUUUGACCCUGAUUUCUCUCGAAAUCGAUCAUCCUGCUCUCGGAUCGGAGAUGACGCUUGGAUCAGGAGGAUCUGGUGUUGUGGUUCCCCGGAAUUUCCGGUUAUUGGAGGAACUUGAACGUGGGGAGAAAGGUAUUGGAGAUGGAACCGUGAGCUAUGGAAUGGACGAUGGAGAUGACAUCUACAUGCGUUCUUGGACUGGAACUAUUAUCGGACCUCACAAUUCUGUUCAUGACAGUCGGAUUUAUCAGUUGAAGCUGUUCUGCGACAAAGAUUACCCCGAAAAGCCUCCAAGUGUUCGCUUUCACUCACGCAUCAACAUGAUUUGCGUUAACCCUGAAACCGGAGUGGUUGAACCGAAAAAGUUUGGGAUUCUUGCGAAUUGGCAAAGAGAGUACACCAUGGAAGACAUCUUAACACAGCUGAAGAAGGAAAUGGCGUCUCCUCACAACAGGAAGCUCGUCCAACCCCCGGAAGGUACUUUUUUCUAGCGUUCGAGAAAACCAUCAUACCAAAAAAAAAACUCGGGAAAACCCCAUCAACCGUUAUUGCUCUGUGCAAUACAGUAGUUUGUAAUGAAUUCAGUAUCCUCUUCUUCACUAUGUUCUUGCUGGAGUUGAAAGAUUCUUCUGACACUUUCCUCCUCAUUGCUCAUAAACUGUCCUUUUGAUGUUCUUUUCGAUCAAUGGGUGCCUCUCGAUUUCUCGUCUUGA